Messenger RNA from Truncatella angustata, 1403 nucleotides. RefSeq lists its product as uncharacterized. Lineage: Eukaryota; Fungi; Ascomycota; Sordariomycetes; Amphisphaeriales; Sporocadaceae. Bases 89 to 1306 code for a protein of 405 amino acids. The transcript has 9 exons. The record is from RefSeq and is a predicted model, not a curated record. Gene Ontology annotation, molecular function: oxidoreductase activity.
GGCGUCGGAUGUUUUUGCUUCAAUCUCACGUACGCAAAUUAGAUACAUGCAAUGAACGACUGGCGGGAAUGUUAUCCCCUGCAGGUGUAUGGCCUCUUAUAUAUUCCAGAGCAUUAUAAAGCCUCCAAACUUAGUCGGACAUUCAUCUUCGAUUGUAUACUACUUCAAGCCACCAGAAAUGGCCGGUUCAUUGGCUACAAGUACCUUUGUCGGAAUGCAGAUCCAGAAGCUCAUUCCUACGCUGAUACUCUUGGCGGCGGCCGGUUUAGCCUCUGUAAUCCCAACCGCAUCGGAUAUUACAGUAGGUAGACAUACACCUUGUGUAAAAUUUAAUGUAAGGAAGGAAUGGAGAACACUGUCGGAGUCUGAAAGGCUAGACUUUAUCUCCGCUGUCAAGUGUUUACAAGAGACGCCCGGAGAGACCACUGCCCUGUACUCUGGGGUGAAGUCUCGCUACGAUGACUAUGUCGUUCUUCACAUAACUCAGACCGACUAUAUCCAUUGGGUCGGCUUUUUUCUUCCAUGGCACCGAUAUUUCUUAUCGCUAUUCGAACAAGAGCUCCAGGACACCUGUGGUUACAACGGAACAGUACCAUAUUGGGACUGGACACAGGACGCUAUUAACGAAGCAGCGUUCGUAGCCUCUCCUCUAUUUGAUACGACGCAUGGUUUUGGAGGAAACGGGCCGUACAUCGAGGAUAUCAGUGGGUUCCCCUCGGACUGGCUGAGUCUUGUCGAGAUCCCUGGUAGAACUGGGGGCGGUUGCAUCACAGACGGCCCCUUUGCCACUUACAACGCUAGCAUGGGCCCCGGCAAUCAUACAGAUUAUACUCCGCAUUGCGUGCGUCGCGACUUCAGCCCUUCCCUAGCAGUACAGUCGCUGAACUCAUCUGUCUACGCUCACGUCUUGGCUGCAACAAACUUCUUCGAACUCGAACACAGAACAGAAGGUAUAUCGUUAGGCAUAUCGGCAAUGUCGCUACAUGGUGGAGGUCACUUGGGUGUUGGAGGAGGUAUCGGAGAUAUGUCAAACACAUAUUCGUCGCCAUCUGACCCGCUGUUUUGGCUGCAUCAUGGUGGCUUGGACAAGAUGUGGAACGAAUGGCAGCGAAAUGACUGGGCCACGAGGAGGUUUGAUAUUGGUGGCCCUGACACUCAAUGGGCUUAUCCCUUUAAUUUCUUUGGUGAUAUCCCUUACAAGAAUGUCACGCUUGAAUUCGUCAUGGAUUUUGGACAAAUCGGCAACAGCACGAAAAUCAAGGAAGUGAUGGAUACCCAACAACAGCUGUGCUAUACCUAUAUAUAGAGAUCCACAUGACACAUAGCCACGAUGUAGUCUGAAUGAACCAUUUCUGGUCAUUCCUUAUGAAUUCGACAAAUCACAGUAAAGGAACCUCAUAGCA